AUGGACCUCCAUGUACCAACUGCCACUUGGAUUCACUGGAAUGCAUCGUCCCCCGAAGCAGGCGCCGUAACUAGCAAGUCCGCUGCCACUGCCGUCCUGUCACCGAGGGAAAGUGGACAGAGUGCCCCGGAAAUAAUCUCACCCCAGACUGGCCAACAUGAGAAUCGCAUAAACUCGGAAGAUGAGACGCCAUGCCCUGCGAAUGACUGCCAUGUCAGUCUAGCAGAGGAAAGGCUUGCACCUUCCGGUUCAACAAUAGACCCUCUGACGAACAUCAUUUGUCCAAGUUUACCGAGCUUCAUCAUACCUCUUCCCUCGAGUUUGGACCAAGCUGAUCUGCGAUAUCUCUACGAGAAAAAUGCUUUCUCGCUGCCUACGGUCGCCUUCCGCAAUAUUUGUCUUACACGCUACCUUGAGUUCACCCAUCCACUUUUGCCUUUGCUGGACAAGACCCAGGUCGUAUCGAUCUUGGACAAGGGAAACAGGGGCAAGAGACCAAUGGCCCUUCUCCUGUUUCAUGCCGUCAUGUGUGCGGGAGUUACGUUUGUGGAGAACGAGAUCAUCAAACAAGAAGGUUUUGAUUCCAAACAAUCUGCUCGUCGUGCAUUUUUCAAUCGGGCCAAGAUCCUUUUUGACUGCAAUACGGAGCCAGACACAUUCGUCGCCGUCCAGACCGCAAUACUCAUGAGCACUUGGUAUCCGGGAAAAGAAAAGAAAGAUCCAUGGUACUGGGCGGGCACAGCACUUUCUCUGGCCUACUCGAUUGGGCUACACCUGGAGCCCGAUAAGUCGCGGUUCGAAACACCAGUGCAACAUCUUCGCCGCCGCGUGUGGUGGUGCACGUUUGCUCGCGAACAGAAGAAUGCAUUAGCCUUAGGUCGUCCAGCCAGGACAACAUACUACGGCGUUGCGAUGCUUACUCCCGAAGACUUUGAUGAUGAGAUAGAUGUCUCCGCUGGUGUCCAUCUACCAGAAGAGAUGCAGUAUCUCAGUUUUCUUGAAGACCGGACGAUGCAGGAUGCAUUGGCUGGAUUGUGUAUAGAACACAUGAAGCUAUGCGUCUCUAUCGCUCUUUUUCUAACCACGACCUUCAAAAGCCGCCAGCAGGUGGAAAGCAAUAAUCGAGAGGAUUAUGACGAGUAUCCGCUUUCAUCCCCAUCUAGUCGCCUUAACUACUGCGCGCAAGAAUUCGCCAGGUGGUAUCGUGAAAUGCCUCUUAACCUCCGCUACGAAGCCCGUGCCACCUUGUCCAGCCAGCACAAUAUCCAGCAUGAUCGCAGCCUGAUCGUACACAAAGCAACCGUCCAUGUCGUCUACUAUGUAGCAGUGAGCGCGCUAUACCGCCUCAAAGCCUUAUCCCCCAGCUCAACCUGGUGUAACAGACACGAUGAGCUACAGGGUGCCUCCCAGCGCAUCCUCCGUCAUGCCGCCUGGGAGCUAACGAACGUUAACUGGGGACUCUAUCUGGCCGGUCUAUCCCCAUACUUAUCGACGACGGCUGUCGGCAGCGUCGUUGCGGCUAUACUGAUACAUUUACUGGAUACCAAGUCGCCGGAUGAGACGGUCCGACAGGCCGCUGUCCAGGGUAUCCAGCAGUGUAAACAGUUUUUGCUUUCUCUGAGGGGUGCUUAUGGGACUGAGGUUGAAGCGCUAGAGUAUCUGAGGGCAGCAGAACGGCACGAUGUUGACUUAUCUGUCUCUGAGGGGCAGCAAACAGCACGUAUGAAGCACAUCGUAGCGCAAAGCUCAGGGGAUGUCGAGCAGCAGCUACGUGAUCCCGGAGUGGAGCCAAUGCUGAUGAGGCCAUGGAAUUCGCCUCCUACAGCUGCGGAGAUUCAAGAUGCUUGUGGGUUUGAGUCUUCAUCUCUCACUGGAGUCGACAAGAUGUUCUGGCAAUCGUGCUUCGAGGGAGCACCCAACUAUGAUCUUUUCGAUUUCAGCUUGCCUCAUUACGAUCAAGUGGCCUCCAACGACUUAGGGGGGUUCAAUAUCGCGCGUAUGUCUGCAGAGAGUUGA
This is a messenger RNA of Penicillium lagena, 2016 nucleotides long. Its product is annotated as fungal specific transcription factor domain-containing protein. NCBI's taxonomy places the organism in Eukaryota, Fungi, Ascomycota, Eurotiomycetes, Eurotiales, Aspergillaceae. The transcript has 3 exons. Gene Ontology annotation, biological process: DNA-templated transcription. The record is from RefSeq and is a predicted model, not a curated record. Gene Ontology annotation, molecular function: zinc ion binding; DNA binding. The coding region runs from base 1 to 2016 and encodes 671 amino acids.